UGCACUAUUCCCACACACCCAACACCAUGGCGCGUGCAGAAGAAAUCGAGUCACUCGGAAAGGUACUCGUCGUUGGCGGGUGCGGUUUUUUGGGAAGCCACAUUGUUAGCUUCAUUGUCAAGCGUCACCCAAAGACACAGAUCGCGGUCCUCGAUUUGCGAACCAGCUCGAAUCGCCACGCCAGCCCGACCGUUUCGUACCAUGAUGGCGACAUCACUGACGCCGCGGCGAUGAAGAGUCUCUUCAACCAGAUUAAGCCCAACUCGGUCAUUCACACAGCCUCUCCACACUUCGACUUGAAGCCCGAGAUCCACGAGAAGGUCAACGUUGGAGGAACAAAGGUUUUGCUACAAGCGGCACAGGAGUCUGGAGUGAAGGCAUUCGUGUACACGAGUUCAGCCAGUGUCGUUCUCGAUCACCAGACAGAGCUCAUCAAUGCUGAUGAGAGAUGGCCUCUUGUUACGGGUGACGACCAGCCCGAAUACUACACAACAACCAAAGCAUAUGCCGAGACUGCCGUACUCCAAGCCAACCGCAAUCCCGAAAACUUCCUCACCUGCGCCAUCCGUCCUGCAGGCAUCUUCGGCGAGGGUGAUGUUCAAUUGCUUCCCAAGAUGGUCGCUGCGUGCCGCAAGGGACAAACCAAGUUCCAGGUCGGUGAUAACACAAACUUGUUCGACUUCACCUAUGUCGAAAACGUCGCCCACGGUCACGUCCUCGCGGUUCUCGCUCUGCUCCAUACCCACAAAGUCCUGCCCACCAUCCCCCUGGACAUCGAGCGUGUUGACGGCGAAGCCUUCUUCAUUACCAAUGGGCAGCCUGUGUACUUUUGGGAUUUUGCGCGCAAAGUGUGGCAUGAGGCAGGUGAUCGGGUGCCCUUGAGCAGUGUGUGGCAUCUCAGCGCCGACGUUGCGUGGGCCAUUGGCGCAGUUUUGGAAAAUCUGUUUUGGCUCAUGGGCAAGAAGCCAAACCUGACUCGGGCCCAAGUAAAGUACAGCAGCAUGUCAAAAUACCACAACAUCAACAAGGCAAGACAGCGAUUGGGAUACGAACCGCUGGUUAAUCUGGAUGAAGGUAUUAAGAGGGGUGUGCAAUACAUCUUGGAACAGGAGAAGAAGGCAGGAGAGAAGAAGGGGCAGUAGGCGCGUCUCCAACACUUUGAAAGAUUUGUCACGAAGAACAUGUUUUAAUGAGCAUGUUUCCAUG
This is a messenger RNA of Exserohilum turcica Et28A, 1206 nucleotides long. RefSeq lists its product as uncharacterized. Gene Ontology annotation, biological process: steroid biosynthetic process. Lineage: Eukaryota; Fungi; Ascomycota; Dothideomycetes; Pleosporales; Pleosporaceae. The record is from RefSeq and is a predicted model, not a curated record. Gene Ontology annotation, molecular function: 3-beta-hydroxy-Delta5-steroid dehydrogenase (NAD+) activity. The transcript is spliced from 2 exons. The coding region runs from base 27 to 1142 and encodes 371 amino acids.